CAACAACCAGCGGAUGUAACUUCCUGCUAGCAGUAGAAUCCAUGUAAAACUCUUGUUUAUUGUUAGGUUUGGACAUUUCUGAGUUGAUUUAAUCAUCCUUAUGUGUUGUAAACAUGCCGUACAAACUACAACGCUUCUCGCAGUUUUCUCUUAGUUUUGAAAGGCCGUUUAUUCCCGGAAACAACAGCAGCUUCGGGUAUUAGCUUAGCCUGUUAGCUGGAACCUAAACAGUCACACAGAGGAAGAGAGAGCCGCUUUGGAGGACAGACUGGAAAUCUGGUGGAGUUAACGGGGAGAAAGGUUUCUGCCGUGUUGGUGUGAAAACAUCAGCAAACAAAGAUGGAGGACCGGACACGCGGAGAGCAGACGGACUCUCGGUUUCAAGACAUCCAGCAGCUGAUGCUGACAAAAGAGGAACUUCCUGCUGAGGAGGAGAACUGGACUCUCUCACCAGACCAGAACCAAAACCGCCCUGAAAUUAAAGAGGAACAGGAAGAGACGAAGAUUCUAGAGUUCAUAUUCAACCCCGUCCCUGUGAAGAGCGAGGAUGAGGAGGAGAAACCUCAUCUCUCAGAGCUUCCUGACUGUCACACUGAGGAAAUCAGAAACUUGCCAGAACCAGACGAAUGUUUAGAAUCAGAUGAUAAAGACGAAACUUCAGGUUCUUCAGAAACAGAUGUCAGUGAUGGAAACUGGGAGGAGAACGAUAGAGCUAAGCCAGGAUUGGACCCUGUUAUAAAUAUAUUAUCUGUCACUGAUAUUGUGUAUGACACAGGUAAGAAGCUACACAGCUGCACUGAAUGCAGUAAAACUUUUAACCAAAAGUCAGAUGUUUUGAGGCACAGCAGAAUUCACACAGGAGAAAAACCUUUCAUUUGCUCCAUCUGCAACGCAACUUUUUCUUGGAAGCACGUCUUGGCUCAACACAUGAGAACGCACAGUGGAGAAAAACCCUUCAGCUGCUCCAUCUGUGGUCAGCGGUUUGGAAGGAAGAUACAUGUCACAUCUCAUAUGAGAAGUCAUACUACAGAAAAACCUUUCACCUGCUCCAUUUGUGAACAAAAGUUCAGCCGGAGAGAAAGUGUGACGCGGCACAUGAGACGUCACACUGAAGAAAAACCUUUCAGCUGCUCUGUUUGUGGGCAAGAGUUUGGCAGGAAGGAAAGUCUGACCUAUCACAUGACUCAUCACACUGAAGAAAAACCAUACAGCUGCUCCGUCUGUAACAAAGCUUUUACUUUGAAAAUAACUUUAAUGGAGCACACGAGAAUCCAUUCAGAGGAAAGACGAUUCAGCUGUUCUGUCUGUGGUGCAGCUUUUAAAAGAAAAUAUACUUUAGCAGAACACACAAAAAUCCACACUGGAGAGAGACCUUACAGUUGCUCUGUUUGUGGACAAAGUUUUGUUCAACUUAUUAGUCUAACUCGUCAUAUGAGAGGUCACACGGGAGAAAAACCUUACUGCUGCUCCACCUGCAACAAGACGUUCAAAUGGAAACAGACUUUUCUGACACACAUAAAAAUACACCGUGGUGAAUAAUUUUCAUCCUGUGAACAGACUCUAAACAUCCACGAAGGUCAGACAAAGUCUGGUCAUGUUUUCUGUGGCAGACGAACUCACGAUGAAUCUGCCGUGUUUAAUAUUGAAAUACCACAGAAAUAAUCAUGUCAUUUAUAUCAAAAGAACAGACAAAAAAUAAACUAAUUAAAACUUUUCCAUGUGUGCCAGUCAGUUAAGUUUGGUGAGUAUUUAUAUAUGUAUUAAUUUUAAUUAAAAUUAAUUUAAUUUUAAUUAAAUUUAAAAAAAAAUAAUGUAUAAAUUUUUGAUCUACCCAACUGUUAAACGUUUGUGUAACUAAAAUUUGUUUUUAUUUUGAAUUCAAAUCAUACAUGUUUGUUGUAGAUUUUAAUUAUUGUAAUUUAUUUUGCUUCAUUCUGACAUUAUUUAAGCAUUCAACUUUGGUUCCUGAAGCAUCUACAAUACUCCUGCCCAACCCCUUAACUGCAGACCAAUCACAUUAUCUGUAGCAGCAAUAGCCUCGCCGUCUGAGUUUGACAAUUUCAUACGAAAUUAAUACAUGAUGUGAUGCAACAAAUCUAUGUAAAAAUAUAAAUAGAACAGAUUCCUGUUUAAUUGCAGGUUGUUUUUGUCCUAAAAUGAAAGCGUUGGAAGUUUGUAAUUAAAUAAUGUUUUCAGCAUAUUUAAAAUGUUCCCUUUUUUAGAUGCAUCCUUACUCCAGCAGACCAGGAUCAGCUCUGAACAGACCUGCUGACCAGCCAUUCAUUUGAUUCGGGUGUGUUGGAGCAGGGAAGCACCUGAACGUUGCAGGAUUGUAUUUCUCGAGGACUGGACUUGAGCUCCCCUGAUCUAGAUAUUCUUAAAGACUUUGUGGUACAGAUGAUGAAACAUAUUAAGAUUAUUAAACCAACAUAUAUAUCUUAACAUAGCGCAGGUAAAACUUUCAAUGUUUUCAACAAAAAUAAAGUUCUCCGAUGACGAUAGAUUUACUUUGGUUAUUUGACCACUAGAUGGCAGCGUAACUCAAUCUAAAAAACAAAUCUGGCACGUUACUGUCUCCAAAACCUAUUUGGGAGCUUUGUGAUAUUUUCAGUCAAAAUAGAGCUUAAAGAAUAACAGAACAACUAUGUAUUUUAAGCAUUUCAUGAAUUAAUUUCCAUCCAACCAUACAGUGGUAUUGGUGUUCUUUCACUUAGUAUGAACCUUAAAAGUAAUUUACUUAAAAUCUCUUUGAAUAUUGUGAUUAAAUAAUUUAAUUUUUAUGUGUAGAAUUGUAGCCUAAUGUUAAAUGUACAGACACUGAAGCGCCUUUUACAGGUUUCGUCGGGCGGGAUACAGAUCGGGCUUUUAUUUUGAAGGCUAAUAUGACCCGCUCGCUACCGGAAGUUAUUGUCUCCUAGCAGCAGUUGCUAGUGAGCGAUAAAAGUAUUGUUUCCUUUACCCAUUUUACGUUUUCAUGUGUUGUCAACAUUUUAGAGUCUUUUAAACAUGCUUUGAAAAUCACAGGAGGUUUUAUCGUCUGUGAGGAGUAAAUAUUUUUGUUGUUGUUUGUCUUGGUUUCCUCGGAGUGUUAGCAUCUUCCGUUAGCUGGAAACAGACAGUCAGCGAUUCAGAGACGCUUUGGUGGAGAACAGACCGUUUCUGGUGGAGUGUGAGGAGGGGAAGGUUUCUGCUGUGGCCGGGUGAAACCCAAAGAAAUGAAGCGAAACAAUGGAGGAACCGACACACGGUGAGCAGAUGGACUCCGACUUUCAUGACGUCCAGCAGCUGACGGUGGUUAAAGAAGAGCUUCCUCUUGAGGAGGAGAACUGCAGUCCCAGACCAGACCAGGAGGACCAGAAGCCUCCACAGAUUAAAGAGGAGCAGGAGGAGAACGAGAUCACAGAGUUCAUAUUUGAUCCUGUAUCUAUAAAAAAUGAAGACGAUGAAGAGAAACCUCAGCUCUCAGAGCUUUAUCACGACCAGAAGGAGCUGAACAGAGAAGAUACAGGAGCAGAACCAGAUGAAUGUUUGGAAACUGACGAGGAAGACAAAGCAUUGGGUUCUUCAGAGACGGACGUCAGUGAUGGGAACUGGGAGGAGAGCAGCGAAGCUGAAUCCGGUUCAGACUCUGUGAGAAACAACAAAUCUCCUGUAAGUGAUGGAAACUGUGAGAGAGAUGACAAGCUUCACAUCUGUGGUGAAUGUAGUAAAGCAUUCAAACGCAGAUCAUGUUUGGUACGACACAAUAGAAUCCACACAGGAGAGAAACCCUUCAGCUGUUCCAUCUGUAGCAAAUUGUUCACAUGGAAACGAGGCUUGGUUAUACAUAUGAGAACGCACAGUGGAGAAAAACCUUUCAGCUGCUCGGUCUGUGGUCAAAGGUUCUCAAGAAAGGAGUCUGUGACCUCUCACAUGAGAUGUCACUCAUCAGAAAAACCUUUCAGCUGUUCCAUUUGUGGGAAAAAGUUCAACAGGAAGGAAAAUGUUCUUCGGCACAUGAGAUGCCACACUGAAGAAAAGCCGUUCAGUUGCUCCAUUUGUGGACAAAAGUUUGGCAGGAAGGAAAGUUUAAGCUAUCACAUGACACACCACACUACGGAGAAACCCUACAGCUGUUCUGUCUGUAACAAAGCUUUUACUCUGAAAGUAACUUUGAUGGAACAUACAAGAUUUCACACAGAGGACAGACCAUUCAGCUGCUCUGUCUGUAAAACUGCUUUUAAAAGAAAAGCCUAUCUGACAGAGCACCAAAAAAUUCACACUGGAGAGAAACCUUUCAGCUGUUCAGUCUGCGGCCGAAGCUUUCGUCAGUCUAACAGCCUGAAGCGCCACAUGAGAAGUCACACAGAAGAAAAACCUUUCAGCUGCCCCGUCUGUCAGGCAACAUUCAAAUGGAAAAGUGCUUGUGUAAAACACGUAAAAAAUCACACAGGUGAAUAACCAGUGAAGUAGAGAUGCAGCGUCUUGCAAAUGUAUUCAUACCCAUUAAAAUUUCCCACAUUUUCUAAUGCUACAACAACAAACAGCAGUCCAGGGUUUUCAUUAAACCAACAAAAAGUAGUGAAUAAUGGUGUGGUGGGAGGAGAAUGAUUGUUUUUCAAUAUCAUUUUAUCAGUUAUUGCAAUCGGUUGAUGGUAUUCAUUGCUACUAUGGGUGGAACAAGCAGUGAUUAGGUUUUUAUGAAAUCUGUAGCAGAUGAUGUUUGGAAGAUGGAUGGACAAAAAAUGUGGGCGUGGGAUGAAAGUGCAUCGCUCAGUAAAUCUGAAUAUUAUUUAAAAAGUUCCUUUCAGUGACUUAACUUUAAAUGAAACACAUUAUAUAAAUUAAUUACACACAAACAGAUGUUUUUAAACUUUUAUUUCUUAAUUAGAAUGAUUUUUAAUUUUAAACCAAAGGAAAUGUAGCAUUUCAGAUUAAAAUACUAUAUUAAAUUAACAAAAAACACUUUUAAAACAGAAAUGUUGUAACAAAUUAUGUUUAAUUUCGGAUUAAAGGUUGUUUUCAAAGCAUACUUUAAUCUGACAGACGAGCCUCAUAGUAAAUAGGCAGUUUUAUGGCUGAUUACCAAUUUUAGCUGAUGCCAGUUUCUGUUGUCUGAAAAGUAGCUAAAUGUAGCAACAAAAUCUCUAACUGCGCACGGUUAGCUUUUUGAUUCGGUGGUGUUGUUGCAGGAAUGUAGCCAAAAAUUUGCAGGACAGCAAAACACAAAGGCUACAGUUGUAAAGGCUUUAAAUUGUUGUAAUGUUUCAAAGUGUCCCAGUGAAAAUUCAGACAUGGGGUUAACUGAGAAUGUGUGUUGAAAAUUGAGAUUCUCUGUCCAAUCUUACAGAGAUGAGCUUUAUUGUUUAACCAUAAAGACUCAUUUUUACUUUACAUGAAAUGCAAGAAAAAACAGAUGUUUGUGGUUUCAAAGUGACAAAAAUGUGAAAAAUUCAGGGGUGUGAAUAUUUUUUAUGCAAAGUGUAACAAUUUGCCCUGUUUGGAUUUUGUUGUGACUCUUUAAUUGAUGUGUAGAAUUAAAUAAACUCUGCUGCAUGUCUGA
Messenger RNA from Xiphophorus hellerii (green swordtail), 5542 nucleotides. RefSeq names its product gastrula zinc finger protein XlCGF52.1-like. The coding region runs from base 3229 to 4440 and encodes 403 amino acids. Gene Ontology annotation, molecular function: RNA polymerase II cis-regulatory region sequence-specific DNA binding; DNA-binding transcription factor activity. The transcript has 4 exons. Lineage: Eukaryota; Metazoa; Chordata; Actinopteri; Cyprinodontiformes; Poeciliidae. Gene Ontology annotation, biological process: regulation of transcription by RNA polymerase II. The record is from RefSeq and is a predicted model, not a curated record.